AAUAUUAUCAGUACUGGGUUCUAGCAAAGCAUUAGGUUUUAUAUACUUGGGUGUCCUUUAAAUAAAAAGAAACACACAGCAUGUAUAAAUGUAAACAUUCCGCUUAUCUGAGUUCACCAGCCUGUGUUAUAUUUACUUAGCAAUUUACCAUUGUCUCUAGCAGGCUGGUGUUAGGACCCAGCGAGAGUUCCUAAUGCUGGGAUAUAAAUAGUGUAGUGGAAUAGGACAAAGUUUGAGGAGUGAACAUGACAUCACUAAAGCUUUCUCUCCACCCUAAAUAUUGUGGGAUGGAGGUACACAUUGUCAGGAUCUAAACUCGGAUUCUUCAGAGGUGACAGGGAGAAGAACAACAGAUGCCUUAGGAUUUUGGAGUUUACUGUUUCCGCCGGUACCUGGUGCAGAUCCCAUAUGGAUAACUGAGCUAAUGCUGGGCAAAAGUGAGAAAGGGCAGCAAACGUGAAAAGAGUGGGAACAGAGCAGAGAAAGAGAAAGAUAUGCAAAGCUUAAGCUUUCUGCUCUUCAUGCGAACCAAUGACUCCAGGGGAACAGAUCUUUUGUAGCAAGUUAAGAAAUAUUGCACUGAAAAAAGCUUGCCCUUGUGCUAAAUUUGCUGACAGUCAACUCAAAGACUUGAUAGCAUUGUGGGCAUCAGAUAUCUGAGUAAAGGAUUACACCGAGGUCCUGCUUUGUAUUGUUUCCAUGGAGUGGUCACUGCAAUUCUGGAUGGUCAUUCUGUGUCUGAAUCUGUGUGGGAGUCAGGCUCCUAAGAACAAUUCUUGGUUUCAAGAUCAACCAGGCUUCAAAGUCCUGACCUCAGCCUCACAUUACUGGCCUCUCGAGGUGGUGAAUGGAAUUUUACAGCUGCAUCACAACAGUGAAGACAUAAGAGGUCCUCAUAAUGAAAGUGAUACAACUGUCGCCAUCCACAACGUCACUGUGCUUCAUUCCCAUAACUCUUCCUCUGUUCAUAUCAAUGAUUCUGCCUACUCUAACUUCUCUGCAACUGUAGACAUCGUAGAGGGGACAGUGAACCAGGGAAUUUACCUGAAUGAGCACCUCAAUGAAUCCAAUGGAUUUUCUCUAUUAUACUUUGGAAGCCACAAAAAUUCCUGCAUUAGUAACCCAAGUAUUUGCGGGCCUUCAGGAGUAACAUUUUCCUUUUUCUGGAAGAUCCAAGACCAAAAAGACAACAGUCAAGAUCCUCACCAGAAUAGAAAGCAAGCACAUGCUUCAGGGAAAAAAGUAACAUCUAGCGGCUUUGAAGUCUUCUCGAAUGAAAAAGAGGGUUAUGUGGUUGUUUACAACCAUAACAAAUCAUUGAUAUGGAAAGCAAAGAUCAACCCCCCAGGUCUACACUGGACACAUGUCUUAUUUACCUGGACUUCGAACGAUGGCCUGAAAAUUUAUGUUAAUGGUACAUUGAGCUACAGCGACUUAUCCGGGCAGGAAUUCCACAGUUACGGAGAUGCAAACGGUAGUCUGGUUGUGGGGACUGAUUCCUCGAAACACUACAUAAACUGUGCAUUUGAUGAGUUUAUCAUCUGGGAAAGAGCACUUAACCCCUCUGACAUCCAUUUCUACUUUUUGGCUGCCACUGGUAAAGAAGCCUUUAUUACUUCUACAACUUCAACCUUCCCCAGAACUUCACUUCCUACGGUUUCCACAGAUGCUUAUUAUUCCACGUUGAUCAACCUGAACCAAGAUGGCAGGAGUAUUCGCCACUCAAAACCUGCCCUGGACUUGCUGCAGAAUGUGACAUGGGCCCUGCCCAAAAAGUCCUUGUCAAAAGAUACAGCAGGAAAGCUAACUGAGGCAUUCCUGAAAACAGUGGGAGAGGUUUUGAUGCCUGCAGGGACAGAUGACUCCACUGAUAAUGUGGGGGGCCUUAUUGAAACUGUUGAUCAAGUGAUUGGACAUAUGGCAGUCAACCUUCAAGAAAACCAAUCAGAUAUUGUAACACUGGAGGGAAAAUCAUCCGUUGCAGAUUAUUCCAUGGUGAAGGUGCCUCAAGCUUUGAGUUUACGCCACUAUCGCUUUCCAUCUCAAGGCCAGUCUUACAUCUCUGUUCCAGGGGAAGCUUUUCAAGGCAAAUCACGGACAACCAUCGUUGGAUUGCUUUAUCAUACAAUGCACUACCUCUAUAAGUGGAUCAAGCCUGGUGAUACCAGGAUAUCAGGGGCAGAGCAAUAUAAAGAUCACUUGAUUGCUGCCAGUUACAUUAUCUCUCUAAAAGUGGAGCCUCCUCCAAAUCUGUCUGCGAAUCUCUCUGGAUCCCCGCUGAUUACAAUUCAAUUGACGCACAUUCUUACUCCUAAACUGUAUGCUGAAGCCGUGAAUGACAGUAACCAUGUCUAUAUGUACUGUUCCUUCUUAAACUUCAGUUCGGGCUCUGGAGUAUGGUCAAAUAAAGGUUGUGUUCGUGUUGAAGGCAAUUUGAAUUACUCUGUCUGUCGCUGCAAUCAUCUUACCAACUUUGCUAUUCUGAUGCAGGUGGUCCCGUUUAAGGUUGCGGAAAGCCACAAGGUGGCACUGUCCUCCAUCACUUACAUUGGUUGUUCCCUGUCGAUUUUCUGUCUGGCAAUUACAUUGGUCACAUUUGCUAUAUUGUCGUCUGUCAGCACCAUAAGAAAUCAGCGAUAUCAUAUCCAUGCCAACCUCUCCUUUGCAAUCCUGGUGGCUCAGAUUCUGCUCCUCAUAAGCUUCCGUUUUGUGUCAGGGACGCUGCCAUGCAAGAUCAUAGCCAUCCUGCUGCAUUUCUUCUUCCUGAGUGCAUUUGCAUGGAUGCUUGUGGAAGGUCUGCACCUCUACAGUAUGGUGAUUAAGGUGUUCGGUUCAGAAGAGAGCAAGCACCUCUAUUAUUAUGGAAUUGGAUGGGGCUCUUCACUUGUUAUCUGCAUUGUAUCUGUAACAUCUGCACUGGACAGCUAUGGAGAAAGAGGAAAUUGCUGGCUUUCUCUUGAAAAGGGAGCAAUCUGGGCUUUUGUGGCUCCGGCACUGUUUGUGAUUAUGGUUAAUAUUGGCAUCCUUAUAGCAGUAACCAGAAUCAUUUCCAGAAUCAGUGCUGACAACUACAAGGUGCACAAAGAUGCCAAUGCAUUUAAGUUGACAGCAAAAGCUGUUGCUGUGCUUUUGCCAAUUCUAGGCAGUUCCUGGGUCUUUGGAGUUCUUGCUGUUAAUGACCAAGCAAUAGUUUUUCAAUACAUGUUUGCAAUAUUCAACUCAUUGCAGGGAUUUUUCAUCUUUCUUUUCCACUGCCUCCUGAACUCAGAAGUAAGAGCAGCAUUCAAGCACAAAACCAAAGUUUGGUCACUCACCAGUAGUUCCAUUCGCAACAUCAAUGUGAAGCCUUUCAACUCAGACAUUAUGAAUGGAAACAGAGCUAACACGACUCCUACAAAGAUGAAUACAUGGGAUAAAAGUAGCAACUCCGCCAAUAGGAUUGACUUGUCUGCAGUGUAAAGUAGAGAGGACUCCACUGUCAACAAUGAAGACCUGUAGUGCCUUUCAUGUACUUUAUUGCCUUAAUUCCAGUUCAUGUCAUCUUUUCUUACUUACAAGUACACUCAACAAAGAAAAUAUCACCAUUGGUUUGUAUUAUUUACAGGACAGGAACAAAAUGGUUUACAGAUGGUUUCUUGCGAAAAUACUUAGCUCUUUGAACUAUUGUGCACUGUUAGCUGCAUGUGGAAUGGAGGCUCCGAGAACUGCCCUUUCAUACUGUCUUUGAUACAUGAAUAAAAAUGAAGAAAACAAUGUUGAAUGCAAUACAUAUUCUUACAGUCACUGUACCGAAACCCUGUCUUUCUUUCUUGGCUUUUAGGGAUUACUUUUUUUGGCACAAAUACUGUUAGUAAUAUACAUGUUUGGACUUAAAAACUGCCUUUUCAUAUAUAGAGAAGCAAGGGAAAAGACAUAGGUUUUGCAAGUGAGAGUAUGAUGGCAUGCGCCUCUUCAAUGGCCAAGAAAUUUGCGUUGAAUACUGAUGAGGCAGGGACAUUUUACUCUUACAAGCAAAUUGCAGUCAUAGUUUUGCACUGCUGCCUGCACAUAUAACAUUUUUACACACUGACUCACACAUGCACAAAACUUGGUUGAGGAAUAUUUUAAAUGAGAGCAGGUGGCUACAAGAAAGAAAAUGGCUUAGAGACACUAUUCUACAGUACAUACUGUAUAUAAUUUGCUAUAUUAUACCUACUAUGUAAUUUGUAAAUGUCAUUUUAUCAUCUUAAAUUCAGCAAAUAUUAUUUUUGUACAAUACAGAAAUUAGAUAAUUUCUUUACAAAUGUUUUUUAAAUCAUUUCAAAAGCUAAUGAGAUCCUGAAGUGUUUGGGUGUCAAAUUUGCUGUGACUUUGGGCAGGAAGCCUAUGCAAUACAUUUACUAUAAAAUGAAAUGUGUAGCCCGUUGGGUUCUUCUUCUGUUGUUGAACUCCAAAUCCCAGAAUCCAUUGGCUGGCAUGGCUGCCUCUAGUUGUCAAGCGAUGAUGGAAGUUGCAAUAUAAUAGCAGCUGAAGGCUCAGGUCAGACUUGCCUAAUCUAAGAUAAUAUUGUGAACAUUACUGUGAAAGAUUUCAUUUUCUGUUGAUUUAAUAUAAUACAUUAUUUUUUGGGAGACAAACACUGCAAAUUUUGCUGACCUGAUUUCGAAAUCCAUUGGUCUCACAGUGUGCUAAAUCAACUACCUGUUUUAUUAAGCCGAAAAAAGCAAAUCCACAGCUUGCUUUAUUUUAAUUUAUUGUAGAAGGCUAGGGCACAUUAGCAUUUUGGGCUGUGGAUCCAUCUGUAAUAAUUUAAGGUAAGCAAUUUUGGUGACAGCCACAUACUGCUGAUCCAAGGCCCUGAAUAUUUAUAUGACAAAUGACAUCACAAUUCAGGCAUCUGACCAGGCUUGCUUGCUCUGAAACCAAAUGCAUCAACUCUUUCAUUUCAAUGAUGGAGAUCCCAGCUUCGAUAGCAACCACCCUUUCCAUUAUGUCUUUAAAUCUAUGCGUCAAAUGUGAUGCAAAGUAAUAUAAAUUACAUAGAACAAGAUAUUUAGACUUGUGUUCAUAAAUCAUGUUUGUAUUUGCUUUUAACCUCAUACCCAUACAACAGAGGUUUUAAUAUUGAUGUUCUGAGCUCAACCUUAUACCUUUUAUAUACGAUCAUAUGGAUUAAUUUCAUUCUUUACUGUAAAGAUGUUUAAAUUUUCAUUUUGUUUUCUUAAUCCAGAAAUCCUGUAUAUAUUUAUAUGUACAGGUAUACUACAGGCACAAAAAUGACCAUUGCUGUCCUUUUCUAUUCCUUGCAGGGCAUUGUGAUUUAUUUGCAAAAUGCCAAGUACAUGUAUGGGAUCUGUUAUCCAGAAUGCUCAGGAAAUUCAGUUUCAUGGAUAAGAGAUCAUUCUAUAAUUUGUAUCCCCAUACCUUAAGUCAACUGUUUUACCCCCGAUAAGGAUUAAUUAUAUCUUAGAUGGGUGCUCUAAUUAUAUCCUAGAUGGGUACUAUUUAAUUAUUAUUACACAGAAAAAAAAAGUCAUCUUAAAAACAUGAAAUAUGUAUUUAAAAUGGAAUCUAUGGGAGGCAGCCUUUCCGUAAUUUGGAUAACAGAUCUCAUAUCUUUACCAUUUCCCCUCCAAGUACACUUUAUGCAUCGCUGUAAGCAGAAGAGACUAGUGAUGAGCGAAUCUGUCCCAUUUCAUAUCUCCGAAAAAUUCUCAAAACUGUGCAAAAAUUCGCGAAACGGCAAACAAAUGAGUGAAACAGAACACCAUUUUUUUUUUGCUGUGCGUCAUUUUUGUAGAAGACUUCAUUAGAGUCUAUGGACAUUUUUUUCUUGGCACCUUGUUUCUGCUUUGGGGUUACCAAUAAAAAUUGGGAGGACAAAAUCGUAUGCAUUUUCACUGCUACACACAUGCCCUACUUUGUUAGAGGAUCUUCUGUCCACUAGGCUACAACUUUUUCAGUAGACAAAAGGACUCCCAAUUUAUUAAAAAAAUAUGUCUGUGGUUUUGACAUUACAUCUGGUCAACUGAUAAUGGUAUCUACUAUCUACUAUCUACUGGUAUCUAAGCUAAUAAUAAAUCCAAUAGAUAAUAUCUGGGUGAUAUCCCAUGUUAAAAUGAAUAAACCAUAUAUUUAUGUGUACAGUAUAUCCUUAUAUAGACAGGAGGAUGGCUCAGAUGCCUUUGGUUGAUGGGGAAGGAUAAAAUGACAUAUGCUAUUGUUGCUCUUCUUUUUUAUUUAUGCAGUUUUGCAAAAAUAACCUGGACGUUUACAGUGAUCCUGUACAAGACAAAAAUUUUCGCUCAUCACUAGAAGAGAAAUCUGCUAGCAAAUUUACAUGCAACCACUGAGCAAUCUGCGGGUAAAUCCACUUCUGAAGUGGUGAGGGAUUCACAUUGCAGGAUAUUCACUUUUCCCAUGCCCAUAAUUAAAUAUGUAAAUGUCUGUAAAUGCAUUAGAAGAGCUUCAGUUGUAAAAUAUGCUGUUUCCACAAGAUUAAGGCAAGCAAUGAUUUCUUGGUCUCUUUACACCAAGGAUCCCCAACCUUUAGAACCAGUGAGCAACAUUCAGAAGUAAAAGGAGUUGGGGAGCAACAAUAGCAUGAAAA
Messenger RNA from Xenopus laevis (African clawed frog), 6589 nucleotides. It is a transcript of the gene adgrd1.S, whose product is annotated as adhesion G-protein coupled receptor D1-like. NCBI's taxonomy places the organism in Eukaryota, Metazoa, Chordata, Amphibia, Anura, Pipidae. The record is from RefSeq and is a predicted model, not a curated record.